This is a messenger RNA of Hermetia illucens (black soldier fly), 1127 nucleotides long. RefSeq names its product mediator of RNA polymerase II transcription subunit 15-like. Bases 83 to 1033 code for a protein of 316 amino acids. The transcript is spliced from 6 exons. NCBI's taxonomy places the organism in Eukaryota, Metazoa, Arthropoda, Insecta, Diptera, Stratiomyidae. The record is from RefSeq and is a predicted model, not a curated record.
CAAUCAGGUUGCGUUGUGUCCGAAACUACCGGUAUAAUCAACCACCCGUUAAUUUGGGUCAGCAGCAUUAAAAACGUUUCAGAUGAUACUAAGCGUUAGUAUCAAUAUUGAGUCCACGAUAUCAAGCGGGAUGGCGAGUAAUCAGAGAACAGCGCUUCAGCAAUCUCCGAAAACUCCAUUAAGAACUCCUGGGCAGGUAACCGGGUCGAAUUCAUCCAAUGCCCAAGAACAUCAACUGUGCCAAGAAAAGUACAAGCAGCUUGCAAAGUACAUAGAACCGUUAAAACUCCUGAUCACGCAUAUCCAAGAUGACGAGAACACUGAACGAGUUGAUACAAUGAUGAAAUUACUAACGAUAUUGUGUUGUCGCCAUCCUCGCGUCACUCUUUCGACGCUCCUUAGAUGUGAACAGGCUUUAGCAAGGGUAGACUUCGAAUCUUACAUUCAAUCAAGCAAUCAGCUUGCAGCACUCAGUAGCCAUCCAUUGAUCGAAGCCUUGCGUACUACGUUACGAAAUCCCGAUAGGAAUCAAAUUUUACAGCGUACCUUCCAACCUUGCGUAGAAGAUUUAUUUGGGACUGACAUACAAUGCCUACCUCCAGUUAAACCUCAGAGAAUGGAGCAAGAAGACAAUUCGUUCCUUGAAAUUCCACAUGUACUGCAGGGCGAGAUCGCUCGUUUGGACCAGAAGUUUACAGUUUCGUUGGACUCUGUUUCACAAAUCGCUGUUAGCAAGAGAAUAAACCUAAUAUGUCGCUUGAAUGACAAACUUUUGCCAUGCGUACCUCCAAUAGGCGUCACUAUACCGGAAAAGUAUCCAACGAAAUCGCCGAUCCUUUCAAUUCCAAAACAGGAGUACUCGGCCACGCCUUUCCUACGUGCUGUGCAGGCUGCGUUCGCGGCGCGUGCUCGUAAAUCUCCGGAAUUCCAUUCGCUAACGCACGUGCUCAAUAACUGGGAAAUAGCUAUUCGUCAAGCCUGUUCACCAAAUUCGGUUGCCCCAAAUAGAGUUUCAACUUUGUUGGGCAUCUAGACGAGUAAAGCAAGUUAAUGGCUGUGAUGUGCUAAUGUUGUCGAAGUGGGGAGGUACCAACAGCGGAAAAUUAAUAAAUUAGUUUCUAUUACAA